Molecule: messenger RNA, 1692 nt
Organism: Phaedon cochleariae (mustard beetle)
Lineage: Eukaryota; Metazoa; Arthropoda; Insecta; Coleoptera; Chrysomelidae
Source: the annotation of a GenBank genome assembly
AUGGAGAAUGGACAUAAUAUUCGUGAUUUCUCAGAAUUUUGUGACCAACUCAAUGAGAUUAGAUUGAAAUUCCAUAAAUGGGAUGGCUGCGAAAAAACUGUGGGGCUCUACUACUUGAUGGUUGGACUACCCUUUGCAAAUGCAAGGUUCAUACAACAUGCUUUAGAGCAAUGUAUCAGUUCAGUAAACACCACUGAAGCACAAAUUGUAGAAAGAAAUGCUAAUGAUCCAUUGUAUAUAUCUAGUUUCAUUCUUGAAUCACCACAGGUAGCUUUAAAUUUACUUCUGAGGCAUUUACCUUUAUUGAUGCCAAGGAAUAAGGAAGCUGCUGAUUGUUAUUUGAGAAUCAUCAGGCAGGUGCUUACUGAAUUAAUUUCUCCUCCACUGAAAAUAUAUAAUGAAUGUGUGGAGAUAAUGUCUUAUGUUUACAUCCAUCCUGCCUUCAGUAGUGAAGAAAAAAAAUCAUUCAAACAGUUGCUCAAGCAAGUUUUGAACAAGAUAAGUCCACAGAAUUUCAUCAGCUCUUCUGCAACAGAGUCCAGUGAUGAUUCAGUGAGUCCCAAUCCAGACUCUCAAGAAAAUUUCAAGCAAAGGCGAUCAAAUAGCCUGACUGUUCCUCAAGAGAUUAAUUCAAUUCCCAACUAUGAAAACUGGUGCUCCCAAGAAAAUCUCAGUGAACCCCCUUGCAAACCUCGUAGUUACUCACUAUCAAGUGAGAAGUCCCUUUUGGCAGGUAUCACUGGCUUACAAUCUAGUAGAUCAGAAACUAGAUUAGAGGAUCUGAAAUUGAUGAACAAUCUACCAGCAAUGAAGAGCAUAAUUUCCUGGUUGAAAUCCUUGAGAUUGCACAAAUAUAGUUGGGUGUUCAAUAAUCUCACAUAUAGUCAAAUGAUUAAUUUAACAGAGGAAACACUGCAAGAUAUAGGGAUUACCAAAGGGGCCAGACACAAAAUUUUAUUGAGCAUUAAUAAAUUGAGAGAGAGGUCCACCAUGUUGACAGAAUUGGAGACUGAAGUAAUGAAUGGGUGUGACUUGAAUAUAGCACUGAAGAAACUUAAAGGGGUUUUACAAAGUCCCUUGCAGAUAUCUCUGGGUGAAGAUUUGCCUCUGCAGUUCACUAAAGUCAUGGGAAAAGUUUGUACUCAGAUUCUGAUGCUACGGCAGCCCUCAGACGAUUAUAUCAUGUUGUUCACAUCUUUGUGUGAACGUGCCGAAACGAUGGACGCUUUCACUGAUGAUCAGAAGAAACGGUUGAACAUGUGGAAGUGUCAAUUGCUGGAAGGAGAUCCUGUCUCAAAUUUGAAUCAUAGGAAUCAAAAGAUAUCCAGUAGUAACAGAUUGAUGCCGGAGAAUAAGAACCUAACGAAAAUGUGCACCUCAAUUCAAAACACCUACGCCAGAAAAAGUUCUUCCUUCCCUAACAUGAAGAACAACACCCCCUGGACCGCUCAUCGGCACUCUGUCGGUAGCGUGACUCUGCAAAAUCAAUUAUUUCCCAUGCAAAAUCACCCCUUCGUUUUCGGUCGAGUCGCCCCCACCACUUAUACAAACUGUUUCAAUAAUGUCAAUGACGAUGUCAAAAUUCAAAGCGUCGGCGCCACACAAUUGAAAGUGAAACAGGACAAUUUGGACAUCGAGAGCAGUCUGGAGUCUCUUUGUAUUCAAAUGAUGGAGCAUGCCUUGGGACCUUAG